Messenger RNA from Trichoderma atroviride IMI 206040, 1083 nucleotides. RefSeq lists its product as uncharacterized. The record is from RefSeq and is a predicted model, not a curated record. Gene Ontology annotation, cellular component: extracellular region. NCBI's taxonomy places the organism in Eukaryota, Fungi, Ascomycota, Sordariomycetes, Hypocreales, Hypocreaceae. Gene Ontology annotation, molecular function: polygalacturonase activity. Gene Ontology annotation, biological process: pectin catabolic process.
AUGCCUUCCUUUGGAUUCUUCCUCGCCAUGUUGGUAGCUACGGCUGCUGCAAAGCCUGUGUCUAUUGAUCCCCGAGCAAGCUGCACCUUCACCGACGCUGCAACGGCAAUCAAACAGAAGACGUCUUGCAGUACUAUCACUUUGAAUGGUGUUGCUGUUCCGGCUGGACAGACUCUGGAUCUGACUGGCCUCAAAGACAAUACCAAUGUCAUCUUUGCCGGAAAGACCACCUUUGGUUACAAGGAAUGGGAUGGCCCUCUCAUUUCAAUCUCUGGCAAGGGGAUUCAGGUCCAGGGUGCCUCUGGACACACUAUUGACUGUGCUGGCCAACGAUGGUGGGACGGUAAAGGUUCAAACGGCGGAAAGACAAAGCCCAAGUUUUUCAGUGCUCAUAAACUCACAAACUCCAACAUCAAGUCGCUCAAUGUCUUGAAUACACCAGUUCAAGCUUUUAGCAUCAAUUCGGUGACUGAUCUCGGCUUGUACAAUAUCAACAUGGACAACUCUCUCGGCGACACCGAGGGCGGCCACAACACGGAUGCAUUCGACGUUGGCUCUUCGACCGGCGUGUACAUUUCCGGAGCUAUAGUAAAGAACCAGGACGACUGCUUGGCUAUCAACUCCGGUACCAACAUUACUUUUACUGGCGGUAACUGCUCCGGUGGACAUGGCCUGUCCAUCGGGUCGGUUGGUGGCCGAAGCGACAACACGGUUAAAACUGUUCGCAUUCUGGACUCAAAGAUAUCCAACUCGCAAAACGGCGUUCGUAUCAAGACAGUUUCUGGAGCGACUGGUUCUGUUUCUGAUAUCGUCUACGACAACAUCUCCUUGUCCAACAUUGGAUCCUAUGGUAUUGUAAUUGAGCAGGAUUAUAAAAAUGGUGGGCCAACUGGCACGCCUACUGCUGGCGUUCCCAUCACUGGUCUUACUGUUAAUAAAGUCGUCGGCACAGUUCAGAAAAGUGGCAUAAAUGCAUACAUUCUAUGCGCUGCUUGUUCCAACUGGACCUGGACCAAUAAUGCAGUUACCGGAGGCACGAAGACUAAGACAAACAAGGGCAUUCCCAAGGGAGUUUCUAUUUAG